This is a messenger RNA of Limulus polyphemus (Atlantic horseshoe crab), 1610 nucleotides long. RefSeq names its product histone deacetylase 3-like (gene HDAC3). Lineage: Eukaryota; Metazoa; Arthropoda; Merostomata; Xiphosura; Limulidae. Gene Ontology annotation, molecular function: histone deacetylase activity. The record is from RefSeq and is a predicted model, not a curated record. The coding region runs from base 59 to 1354 and encodes 431 amino acids. The transcript has a single exon.
UAUUGUAAAUUUGGAAGAUUUGACGUGGGUAAUGAACACAAGUUAAUCUCAUUGGAAAAUGACAAAGAAAAGUGUAAUAUACUUUUGGGACCCAGACGUCGGAAAUUUUCAUUAUGGGCCAGGACAUCCAAUGAAACCUCAUCGGUUAUCGGUAACUCAUAGCCUUGUAUUACAUUAUGGUUUAUAUAAGAAAGUUCAGGUUUACCGACCUUACCGUGCAAGUGCCCAUGACAUGUGUCGUUUUCACUCGGAUGAAUAUAUAGAUUUUCUUCAGAGAGUUACUCCUCAGAAUAUUCAGAGUUUUACAAAAAGUUUAAGCCAUUUUAAUGUAGGAGAUGAUUGUCCAGUGUUUGACGGUCUCUACGACUUUUGCUCUAUGUAUACAGGAGCGUCUUUAGAAGGUGCAGUAAAACUAAACAACAUGUGUUGUGAUAUUGCCAUUAACUGGUCGGGUGGUUUACAUCACGCUAAGAAAUUCGAAGCAUCUGGUUUUUGUUACGUGAAUGAUAUUGUGAUAGCAAUUUUAGAAUUGCUGAAAUAUCAUCCACGAGUCUUGUACGUAGACAUAGAUAUUCACCAUGGUGAUGGGGUUCAGGAAGCAUUUUAUUUGACAGAUAGGGUUAUGACAGUUUCGUUUCAUAAAUAUGGAAAUUACUUUUUUCCUGGAACAGGUGAUAUGUACGAAAUAGGGGCUGAGAGUGGACGUUACUACUCUGUUAAUGUUCCUCUUAAGGAAGGUAUUGACGAUCAAAGUUAUUUUCAAGUUUUUAAGCCCGUGAUCCAACACGUGGUAGAGUUUUAUCAGCCAACGUGUAUUGUUUUACAGUGUGGUUCUGACUCGUUAGCAGGAGACAGACUCGGAUGCUUUAAUCUUAGCAUCAGAGGACAUGGAGAAUGUGUUAAGUUUGUUAAAGAAUUAGGUUUGCCAUUGUUUGUCCUCGGAGGUGGAGGUUACACGGUACGAAAUGUUGCUCGUUGUUGGACUUACGAAACAUCUCUUUUAGUCGAAGAAACAAUUAGCAACGAAAUCCCGUAUAACGAGUAUUUUGAAUAUUUUGCACCCGAUUUCUUACUACAUCCUGAAAAUGUAACGAGGCAGGAGAAUGCAAACAGCAGACAGUAUCUUGAAGCAAUUAUAAAAGCCACCACAGAAAACUUGAAAUGUCUCAUUCAUGCUCCGAGCGUACAGAUGCAGGACGUGCCUCCGGAUACGCUGAAUUUUGACAACCCUAAUGAAGACGAUAAUUUAGAUUCUCACAGCCAGAGUGAGGCUGAUGCCAAAGCUGAACCGGCUAAUGAAUUUUUUGAUGGUGAGAAAGAUCAAGAUAAGGACAAUGAAGCUAUUGAAGUUUAGUUUUCUAGAUCGGACAAUAACAAAAUUAAACGUUUCAAAUCAAACUCGAAGGUAUACUAAGAACAGACCUUUGGUGUUCAUUCAUAAUUAGAUGACCUAAUAAGAUCACUGUCAUUCAUCAUUUGAAUUAAGUUAAAAAUACAAAUUUGAUCGAUUUUAAAGUAAGUGAACAUUUUAUAUGUGUUGGUGAUAUUGUGAUUUAUAUGUUUUACAUAAAAGGAAUUUUGGAAAUAUUUGUUAAUAAACUGGACCACUU